UUGACACUCCCCAACCCGAUAAAUGUCGACUCUCCUGUAUCUGUGCCACCUCAGGGACACGAAUCCUCAGAGUUGGGCGCGGCUCUCACUUUCUUGCUGGAAGGUGGUGUAGUCGCGCUACCUACGGAUACUCUGUUUGGCUUGGCUGCCGAUGUUACCAAUGAACGGGCGUUGGAGCGCAUAUUUGACAUAAAGGGUCGCCCUCCUGAAAUGGCACUCCCAGUACUGGUUGCCAAUUGGCACCAAGUAAGAGACGUUGCCAGAGUCGAGUCCACGGCAGCCCGAAAGCUGGCUUCAAAGUUUUGGCCCGGCUCCCUUACCUUGGUUCUGCCAAGGCAGCCGAACCUCUCAACGCUGGUAACCGGAGGCCGCGAGAGCGUGGCAGUGCGAAUGCCGGAUCACUGGGUUCCCUUAUGGCUUUCCUCCCAGUUGGGACGUCCCAUAACCGGUACCAGCGCCAAUCGAAGCGGCCAACCUGACUUGAAGACUUCAAAAGAGGUCAAUGACCUCUUGGGCGAUGCAGUGGAUACAAUCAUUGCCGCAGGUCCGGCGCCGUUGGGGCUGCAAUCUACUAUCGUAGAUUUGACCGGUCCUAUUCCUGUCCUGCUGAGGGAUGGCGCAAUUCCCUUUGCCCAGGUAUCCCAAGCUUGGGAGGAACUCGCUGGCCUACAGGCCGAGACAAAGGGAACAGGGGGAUAG
This is a messenger RNA of Geodia barretti, 699 nucleotides long. NCBI's taxonomy places the organism in Eukaryota, Metazoa, Porifera, Demospongiae, Tetractinellida, Geodiidae. The record is from the annotation of a GenBank genome assembly.